CUCCCAAAAGAAGAAAAAAAAAAACCGUUUUUUAAAUUUCCCUCUCCGGUGCUGUUUGCUCUCGACUGUCAUGCGCACUUGUGCACACGCAGCACGAGUCGUGAAGAGGGAGGGUGUCUCGCGCUCUGACAGCUGUUGCAACUAAAAUCACACAGACUAUCUGUCAAGGGAAUUUCUCGACCCACUGGAUGUUUCCACUGUUUUUAUUCAAUCAAUACAUUUCCAUCCUACUUUUUGUGUUUUCCCUAAGCCAUUUUCAUCCGCAGCACAAGAAAGGAAAGGCUAAGCUGGGCCAGUUGGACUUGGAGGGAGCUCUGAUUGCCAGAGACCGAGUUGGCAUCCAGGAUUUCGUACUUCUCGAUGCCCACAACAGUGAAACAGCAUUCCUGGACAAUUUGAAGAAACGUUUCUCAGAGGAUUUGAUAUACACUUACAUAGGUACUUUGCUGAUAUCCAUAAACCCAUACAAAAUGUUGGACAUCUACACCAAGAAGCAGAUGGAUUUCUACAUGGGGGUGAACUUCUUUGAGCUUCCACCUCAUAUCUAUGCAGUAGCAGAUAAUGCAUACCACACCAUGUUAAUGGAAGCCAACAACCACUUUAUUCUGAUAUCUGGGGAGAGUGGAGCAGGCAAAACAGAGGCCUCCAAAAAGAUCUUGCAGUAUUAUGCAGUGAGCUGCCCUAGCACCACUUUGCUAGACACUGUGAGAGACUGCAUGCUCAUGUCCAACCCUGUACUAGAGGCCUUUGGAAAUGCAAAGACAAUGAAAAAUGACAACUCCAGUCGUUUUGGGAAGUAUAUGGACAUUCAGUUUGACAGCCAGGUCCUCAGUCCAUUCACUAUAGAUCAUGCUGUCUAUGCGAGAGAUGCCCUGGCCAAAGCAAUUUAUAGUCGUACCUUCACAUGGCUGGUCAACAAGAUCAAUGAGUCUCUGGAGAAUAAGGAUUCAAGCAGGAAGACAGUCAUUGGAUUGUUAGACAUCUAUGGCUUUGAGGUAUUCAGUGUGAACAGCUUUGAGCAGUUUUGCAUAAACUUCUGUAAUGAGAAGCUACAGCAACUCUUCAUUCAGCUGACGAUGAAGGCUGAACAGGAGGAAUAUGAAGCAGAAGGAAUUGGGUGGGAGCCAGUGCAGUUCUUUAACAAUAAAAUCAUCUGUGACCUGGUGGAGGAGCAGCACAGGGGAAUAAUUUCCGUGCUGGACGAGGAGUGUCUGCGACCAGGUGACGCUACUGAUCUCACAUUUCUCGAGAAGCUUGAGCAGAGAAUGGGAAAUCAUCCCCAUUUUGUGACGCAUAAGUUGGCUGAUAAAAAGACACGCAAGACUCUGGAGAGAGGGGACUUUCGUCUUCUUCAUUAUGCAGGAGAAGUGACCUACUGCAUUGUGGGCUUCAUCGACAAAAACAAUGAUCUUUUGUACAAGAACAUCAAAGAAGUGAUGUGCUUGUCAAAAAUCCCAAUAAUACAUGAAUGCUUUCCAGCCACUGAAGCAGACAGCAGGAGAAGGCCUGAGACAGUGGCCACUCAGUUUAAGAACAGCCUACUUCGACUGACGGAGAUUCUAACAGCUAAGGAGGCAUGGUAUGUGCGUUGCCUCAAGUCCAAUGAAAAUAAGCAGCCAGGCAAGUUUGAUGAAGUCCUGGUGAGACACCAGGUGAAAUAUCUGGGCUUAAUGGAGCACCUGAUGGUCAGACGAGCUGGAUUUGCAUAUCGGCGUAGAUACGAUGUCUUUCUACAGAGGUAUAAAGCACUUUGUCCUGUCACUUGGCCCCACUGGAGAGGUGUACCUUCAGAUGGGGUGGAAACACUGGUGCAGCAUCUGGGCUACCAGCCUGAUGAGUAUAAAAUGGGCAGGACAAAGAUAUUCAUACGAUAUGCAAGGACACUUUUUGCCACUGAAGACGCUUUUGAAAUCUGCAAACAUGAACUGGCUACAAGAAUACAGGCCAAAUACAAAGGCUACAGGGCCAAAGGAGAGUUUAGAAAACAGAAAGAAGCCGCUACAAAAAUUGAGACAUGCUGGAGAGGGGUGCAGGCACGGAAGGAGAGAGAGCGCAGAGCCUGGGCUGUCAAAGUAAUUAAAAAGUUUAUCAAGGGCUAUAUGACACGUCAUGAGGCAAUAACUACAGACAACACAGAAUACCUGGCCUUUGUCCAACAGAGCUACCUGAAUAGACUUAAAGAUAACUUACCAAAGACCGUAUUGGACAAGACAACAUGGCUGACACCUCCCCCAGUUGUGAAAGAGACCUCAGCAAUUCUGCGUCAGCUGCACACUCGUAUGUUGGUGAGGAAGUAUGUGCGGGGAACCACAUCACAGAAAAAAGCACAGCUGCAACAAAAAGUAGUAACCAGUGCCAUCUUUAAGGGAAAGAAGGAAAGCUAUCCUCAGAGCAUCCCUGUGCCUUUUGUGGACACCAGGAUCAAUGAACAAGACAUCAAUAUGAGGGUUCUUCAGACUAUACGACAUGAACGUAUCAAGUACAGCAUUCCUGUGGUGAAGUAUGACAGGAAUGGAUUUAAACCCAGACAAAGGCAACUUAUUCUUACUCAGGCUGCUGUGUACCUGGCAGAAGAAGCUAAGAUCAAACAGAGGGUGGACUAUGUUUCUCUAAAAGGUGUUUCUGUCAGUAAUCUGGGCGACUCCAUCAUGAUCCUCCAUGUUACUUGUGGUGAUCCAAAACAGAAGGGGGACCUGGUACUUCAGUGUGACCACUUGUUUGAAGUUUUGACCAAACUGGCUAUGCUUGCAAACAAGCAGAAUAACAUCAAGGUGGUUCAGGGAAGCAUAAAGUUCGAGAUCCAUGUGGGCAAAGAGAGCUGUGUUGACUUCAGCACUGGACAGGAACAUAUGGUUUAUAAAGGCAAAAAUGGAAAUCUGAUGGUGGUGUCUCCACGGAUCAAGUUUCGAUGAUCUGAAGGAGGUCUCGGAGUCUGUGUAUAUUUCAUGAGGGAAACUCUGGGAAGAGGAUAUCUUACUCCAACCCCAACCCUCUCACACAACCUUUAGACUUCUAAGAGCUCAGUAUAUGAAAAUCCUACUGAAUUUGCUAAAUAAUUAUUGCAAAGAUCAUCAAAACAAAAUUUGUUGUCAGAUCACCAUUCUAGCAAUCACAUAUCUAUUUCUGACAAGCCACAGUGAACAAUUGGU
Molecule: messenger RNA, 3149 nt
Organism: Xyrauchen texanus (razorback sucker)
Lineage: Eukaryota; Metazoa; Chordata; Actinopteri; Cypriniformes; Catostomidae
Product: unconventional myosin-Ih-like
Exons: 28
Coding region: 189-2912 (907 amino acids)
Biological process (GO): vesicle transport along actin filament; actin filament organization
Cellular component (GO): microvillus; myosin complex; actin cytoskeleton
Molecular function (GO): microfilament motor activity; actin filament binding; ATP binding
Source: RefSeq, a predicted model, not a curated record